AUCCUUCAACGUCAAGCCGUGCCCGAACCAAGCAUUAUUUGCCCCAGUUCCCCCCACCGUACUUCGUUGCUCGAAGCCUGUUCCCCAACUCUCGUUAUCUUCCAGCUUCCACCACGCAUUCGCCGCAGCACUAUCUGUCUCUCGCAUUCCAUGGACCGACAUGAACAGUCAUCCCGUCCGGCACCGAAGUCAGACCGGCGUCUCCUCUUCCGGGCCUGAGCGUACGGUGGACGGCGUCUCCGGCAACCGCACCAUUCCCCCGUCCAAAUCCAGCUCUGUGCUGUCUGCCAAGCUUCGCCGGCACGGAGUGAAGGUUGUCUCAGCCCUCAAGUCCUUGACCAACAGCUCAUAUGAGCAACCCGUCGUCACUGAGCAGUUGAGCCCGGUCUCUGGAGGUUAUCGAACCAAGUCAGCCUUCGCGCUGGGCAUGCACAAGAUGUCGAAUGCCAUCUUCCGCAGUCCUCCGCAGCCCACAGUCGUCCGCAGGGCCUCGCCAAAGGGCCGACCAUCGCUGAAGGAGACCUUCCAAGUUGCGGGGGUGUUGCUCCCAUCGCCUCCUGCGUCCCGGCUGGCCCACAGCACAAGCUCAAAUAUCAGCUGUAACAAGGCCAGCAGCUCCCAGGGCAGCUGCGCCAAGGCGACUCUGGACACGACGACCAUAUCUCCCCGAGAAUCGACUUUCAAGGAUGGAGACCUCAACGCGAUUGGGGGGCGCGGGCGAGGUGUUGAGCCGAAGCUCAGCGCACAGCGUGCCCGCCGCGGCCCCGGUUCACAACCCACCGUAAUCCCGCCUCGUCCUCCGGGUAACUUCGACAACGGCAACGGCAACGACAACAACCAGCUGGUGACCAUCCAGGAAAUGCCCCUCAACCACUGCCGCCCCAGCAUCGCCACCGUCGAGCGCGCCGCCGCCGCCAAGAUCUGCCUCGAGACGCGGUUCAACGAGCUCCUCUCCCCGGGGCCGUCCCCGCGGCAGAUGCGGCAGCAGAUGCUGGAAACCGACCUGUUCAACCGCGCCCGGCGCCGCGGCACGCCGCUGAGCGCCGACGAGGUGCUCGCGGCGCGGGCCCGGUUCGCGCAGCGCGAGAGCCAGCACCUGCGGCGGCUGCGGGUCAUGAAGGCGCGCGGCCUGCGGGCGCUGGGCGGCGCGUCGGCUGCGGCGGCGCCCCAAGAUGGGUCCCGCGUGAUGGACUACGAGACGGUCAAGGUCCUGGGCAAGGGCAGCUUCGGAGUGGUGAGGCUGGUUCGGCAUCGCCGUCGGCCGGGACGGGUGUAUGCGAUGAAGGUGAUCAAGAAGAGCAAGAUGCUGAGGUCGAGCCAGGAAGGGCAUCUCAGGGCUGAGAGGGACAUUCUGGUGGCUAGUGAGGGAUCGAGGUGGAUCGUGCCGCUCGUCGCCAGUUUCCAGGAUCUCUCGAAUCUGUACUUGGUGAUGGAGUACAUGCCUGGCGGAGACUUCCUGAGUCUCUUAAUCCGCGAGAACACGCUGCACGAGUCGGUGGCACGCUUCUACAUCGCCGAGAUCGUACUAUGUGUCGAGGCCGCGCACUCGCUCAAGUGCAUCCACCGUGACAUCAAGCCCGACAACUUUCUCAUCUCGGCAUCGGGCCACCUCAAGAUCAGCGACUUCGGGCUGGCAUUCGACGGGCAUUGGUCCCACGACACGACAUACUACAGCAGUCACCGGCUCGAGACCGAGAGCCGCUGCGCUGAGGCGACCAAGAAGAGGCCGAGCGGGAUAACAAUCGGCAUCGAAAGGCACGGCAAGAAAGACAUGCAUGACGGCGAGCCUCUGCUCAACUGGCGCAACCGCUGCGGAAACCGCAAGUCGGCCAGAAGCAUUGUGGGAACCAGCCAGUACAUGGCCCCCGAAGUGAUCGAGGGCAGGAGAUACGACGCCCGGUGCGACUGGUGGAGCGUCGGCGUCAUCCUGUUUGAGUGCAUUUACGGGCACACGCCCUUCCUAGCCGAGGAGGGCCGGCACAAGACCAAGGAGAACAUCUUGCGGCACCACGAGACCUUCGGCUUCCCUUCGCGCCCGAGCGUGUCGCGCCGAUGCCAGCACCUGAUCCUGUCGCUCAUCACGGAUAUGGAGUACCGGCUUUGCUCGGAGCGCUACCGCAUGAAGGACCGCGUCACGUCGUCGUCGCCUUCAUUCUGCCGCAGCUCUCGAGGGGUCGGCGCCAGCACCCGUUGCUGUGGGCCGCGCGACUUUGCCGGUCGCUAUGUGUUUCCCUAUGACGCCGAGGACAUCAAGGCCCACAAGUGGUUCCGCAACGUCCCCUGGGAGCGACUGCACGAGGUGACUCCCCCGUUCGUCCCGAAGCUUCGCUCCGUCGACGACACGCAGUACUUCGACGACGGCGAGUCGGUGAGCGACGCGAGCGAGAGUCAACAAGAGAUAGAAGAGCCGUGCGGGAACGGUCACGACGGGGCGGCUGAGCGGCCGCAAGGCCCACAGUUGCCCUCGUUCUCCCCCUUGUGCUCAAUUCAAGAGGGCAUCGACUGGCCUCCCGCACUCUAUCCCUCCUCCCCCGCAGCAGGACAGAACCGGAACACCCAGACACAUCCUCACCGCAACCUGAUCCACGACCUCAGAGACCCGGCGAGCAGCACAAAAGACCACCAGUACUCAAUCCCACCCCCGCUGCCGUCAUUGGAAUCCCCCGUCGCAGCAGCAGCGCCGCCAUUUGCGGUCGCCUUCAACAAUAACAACAACAACAGCCCCAACCCGUUCCCCUCGCCCCUGCCGCCCCCAACGAAGGAACAGCUCACGUUCCUCCGUCCGCUACGGCGCACGCUGCAGGAGUUCGCACUGGCAGCGAUCGCGACGCCGGCGCCGCCACCGCCGCCGCACGACGGCGCGGCCGCGAGCACCUGCCGGCAGCACACGAUCGAGCAGUACCUGGCGCGGCUGCCGGGCGCGACGGACGCCGAGCGGGCGCGCCUGCGCGAGUUCGUCCGGCGCUUCCGGCCCACAGCAGCAGCAGCAGCAGCAGCCGCAACCACCCCGGCGGGGGCGGGGGCAGCGGGAGCGGCGCGGGCCGACCAGCAGCGCCGCAACAAGCGCCCGCGGGACCGGCUGCUGCGGGACGCGGCGACGAGGGGCGUCGCGAUGGAGGUGCGCAAGCGCACCGCCUUUCUGGGGUACGAGUGGCAGCGCAUGGGGCUGGGGGAGGAGGAUGAGGAUGAGUAUGAGGUGGUGGAUGAGCAGCAGCAGCAGGAGGAGGAGGAGGAACAUCGGGAUCAGGAUUGGGAGGAGGUGGGUGGAAGGGGCCCGGGGCUGGAUGGGGAGGGCGGCGGCGGCGGCGGUGGCGAAAAGGAGAACGGCAACGGCUAUGCUGGCGGAGGUGGUGCGGGGUGGGGAACAGCAGGUCGUGCUGUUCCUCCGUACGAGGCCGGGAACGGCCAGCCGGGUCCGGUCCUGCACCAGCCUCGCGAGACGGCGUAUCAGGGGUGGUCGCACGACGUCGCUCCCAUGCGGGCCAUGUAG
Thermothielavioides terrestris NRRL 8126 is the source of this 3490-nucleotide messenger RNA. RefSeq lists its product as uncharacterized. The record is from RefSeq and is a predicted model, not a curated record. Gene Ontology annotation, biological process: intracellular signal transduction; peptidyl-serine phosphorylation. Bases 161 to 3490 code for a protein of 1109 amino acids. Lineage: Eukaryota; Fungi; Ascomycota; Sordariomycetes; Sordariales; Chaetomiaceae. Gene Ontology annotation, molecular function: ATP binding; protein serine/threonine kinase activity. The transcript is spliced from 4 exons.